AUGAUUAUCGAAGCUAUCAUCAUUUGGCCUACUGUGUCAUUCUCAACACCCAUCGGAUGCUAUGCCGAUUUUUAUCCCACUUCUCGAGCAAUGCCGGAUGCUGCAACUAAUUUAACUUCGAACACUCCUGACAGAUGUACAUCAUACUGUACGCCUUUGGGUCUGGCUUAUUCAGGAACUGAAAAUGGCAAUGAGUGUUAUUGUUCACAAGCAGCGCCUACUGUCGUUUCAAGCGCAUGUACAAUGACUUGUGCAGGCAGUUCAACAAAAAUUUGCGGAGGAGUAAAUGCUCUAUCCGUUGUUUACACUAGUAUCCCAAUUUUGCCAGCAACAAACAGUACAAAACGCGGUCUAUGUUGGUCAUGGAAUAAUAACGCAUCGACAUUUGCGUUGUUCUCACCAAGUAAUAUACCAUGGUUGUACAAUUGGGAGCUGUGGGAUCCACGACCAGCAGGCGUCUAUUCGGGAGCUGAAUAUGUACCAAUGUGUAGAACACAAGUAGACGCACCAAAUAUUCUUAGGUACUUAUCAAAAUGUAAUCAUACAAAACUUCUUGGAUUCAAUGAACCGGAUUUACCAGUAGCUAAAGGAGGCUAUUAUAUUUCACCUUACAAUGCUUCUGUCCUUUGGAAACAGUACAUUCAACCUAUGAAAAACUUAUGUAAAAUGGCAUUGGGGGCACCGGCAGUGACCAGCUCAACUACACCUGGAAUGGGUAUCGAUUGGCUUCAGCAAUUUUUUGGAAACUGUACAUCUCCUGAAUGCUCAUUUGAUUUUAUCCCACUACAUUGGUAUGGUAAAUCAUGGUCAAACUUCCAAAAGCAUCUUAGAAAAUUCCAUGAACUUUUUCCUACUUAUCCCUUGUGGAUUACUGAAUGGGAGUUUACUGGUUUUACAAGUUUAGUAACAGCUAAUCUUGAGAAACAAGCUUUACAAUGGCUUGACGCACAGAGUUAUGUGGUAAGAUAUGCUAUGUUUGCACCAAAGGAGGCUGCACGUAUGAAUGGGAAGCCAAACGGUGCAAUGGUUACAGACGAUCUUCGUGAACUUACCAAUGUUGGUAAAAUUUAUGCUGGACUAAUGUAA
This is a messenger RNA of Rotaria socialis, 1086 nucleotides long. NCBI's taxonomy places the organism in Eukaryota, Metazoa, Rotifera, Eurotatoria, Philodinida, Philodinidae. The record is from the annotation of a GenBank genome assembly.